This is a messenger RNA of Drosophila bipectinata, 2929 nucleotides long. RefSeq lists its product as uncharacterized. The record is from RefSeq and is a predicted model, not a curated record. Lineage: Eukaryota; Metazoa; Arthropoda; Insecta; Diptera; Drosophilidae.
GCUGCCUUUGGGUUAACAACGCAGAGUCGCUCGCCAGACGCAAGCAAGUCGCGUAAAAAUCGCUCGCGAUUUCAAACUCGUUUCUCGAACAGGACAACGAAUUUCCGCGGUCGUCUGCAUUAAGAAGUGAACUGCAAUUUUUUAGUCCAUCGGGAAUACUUUUUAUUCUAUAAAACAAAAUUGUUAGAGUGUGUGCAAAUAAUAAGAAUGUAUACCAAUAUCGUGCUCUAAAGUGCCUGCAUUUACCGGAUUUAAUAUAUAGGAUAUCAUAGAUUUGAAAUAUUUAUUUUAAAACCCAUUUAAUAUUCUAUACAUCGAGUGCCAAAGAGAAAUGUUGUGUGCGGUGUGUGAACAGCAACAGCAACAAAUAGAGUAAAUAAAUAUUAAAUAGGAGUAGAUUAAAUAUUAAAAUCCAUCUGCCAGUAAUUGUCGUUGAAUGAAAUAUUCACAGCAAGUGCAAGCUGCAGAUUGCAGAUGAAAAUUAAAAAAUUGUAAAAUUGAAAAUCACAGAAGCGGAUGAAAAAGUUGUGGCGAUAGUUCGCAUUUGUUUCGGGACCGCAGUUCUCCCAUAAUUUUCCGGCUUUUCGCAGUGACGCCUGCGCAGCUGACUGAAAAAUUCUAAUUGGAUACUUUUCUGGCGGACGGACACAGGAAGCGGAAGUUGGCUGCCACCAUUUGCAAUAGACUAACUAGCGAGAAAGAACCUGUCCAUGGAUUUAUGAGAUCCUGCUCCCGAUCCAUGAGGCCGGAGCCCACCGACUGAGGUCCGCCCGCAGGUUGAAAAUGGCGGACGUUUACCGGGAUGCCAGCAGCACGCUGCGCUCCGUGUUCCCCAACUCGCGGUUGGGAUCGCUGGCCGGAAUGGAGAGUCAGCUGCAGGGUCCGCUGGAUGCGGACUCUGAUCCGGAUGCGGGAGCAGCCACCACGGUGGGAAGUAGGGCUAGCGACUAUGACCCGUAUGACGAGGACUGGUGGGCCAAUGCCAUCGAAGUGGACACCUUCGAUUCCCCGCUGGCCUUCGACGCCAGCGAGAACGGACUGUGGAACGGACACUUUGUGCCGCCGCCGCCCCGCCCGCCCUUCCUGGAUGAAAGCGUCGCCGCCGACGGCCUGACCACCUGCGAUCUGUGCACGUGGGCCUGGCAGCGGAAUGCAUACUCCCUGGACGGUUCCAUAGAUACCGCCGGCGAACUUGGAUGGGCAUUCACCUUAAUCAUAGUUUCAAUCAUAUCGGCUCUUAUAGGUGCUAUUGUAAUGGUCAUAGUUCUAAGAUGUAGAAGAAUUAAAUCAGCGAAUGCCAACGGUGGUCGCCCGCAGCCAUGGUGGUGUCGCAACAAUCGAAACGGUGGCCAAAACCGAUCCCCCAUCUCGAUCAAGCACUCGGCGGACAGCAUCCGGAGACCCACUAGCAACUCCGGUGUGUGGACCUGGCUGGGCGGCAGCCGCCGCUCCUCGGCCGGACCCGACCAGAUCGGGCCGCCGUCUACCUCCCCGGCGGAGAACCACUACACCCACAUGGAUGAUGCCUACAGUCCGGUGGGCGUGAACGAGGCCCUCUACGCAGAGCUGGAUCGCGAAUCUGUGCGCUCCGCCAAUCCCUCGUACCAGAACACGGCCUACAGUCAAUGUGGCGAGAAAUACAAUUUCCAAGGCCACGAACAGGACAUUCCCAUGGUGGUCUCCUCGGCACCGAGCAGUGCCUACUACUCCGAUCUGUCGGUGACCGCCAUGCCGGGCGGGGCCAGUGGCAGCAACCAGGGCGCCUACGAAAUAGUCGGACUGAAUGUAAUGUCCCAGCCCCUGCCCAACUGGGAUCACCACGGCGGAGUGGCCGUGGCCCUGACUGGCGGAGGCGGGGGGGCAGGAGCAGGACUGACGCCCGGCGAGGCGGCCGCCAUGACGCAGCGGCGAGGGCCACGACUGGCGGCCAUCAACGAGACCAGCACCAGCACAGUGCCCUCGGACUACGUUUAAAGAAAUAAUAAAGAUUAAAACACAUUUGUGAAAUGUUCAGCGAGCUUAACAUGUUAAUAGGAUAAAGAAUAGAUGUUAUAUACACCCCAUAGCGUUACGUAGGGUUAAAUUUACGAAUAUACGAGUAUAGUAUACCAUUUAGUGCUUAGCGUGGACUCGUGUCUUUGGUUUAUGUCUGAUCGUGAAUUGUCAUCUGUACCCGUUCCGAUGUUGGGACAUAUUUAUACACACUUACAAGGCGAUAAUGUAUUAUAUAUGUCUAGUGUUUAUAUAGUCUGUAAGCAACGAUUUAAUCGUGGGUGAUAUUUAGCCUAAAAAUACGCUAUAUUCUUAUGUUCUACGUACUUUAAACAUUUUCUAAAAAUGUAAAAUCGACAACAAACGCAUUUUUUCGUAGGGUUAAGGCUUAGGCUAUCCGACAGGAUGAUGGAAUGGAAUGGAAUGGCAGGGUAGGCAGGGUAGGCAGGCAAGGAACCGUAUUUCCCCCCAGGAUCAGUACAUGCAUUAAUAUUUAUAUUAAACGUAUACCACAUAUUUAUACACGCAUAUUUACAACAGCAACUAACAAGCAACCAGCAAAGAAAAACUCAAUUUAGCUCACCAAUAUUAUACUAUAUCUAUACCAAUUACUGAGGAACGUAUUUACAACGAUUUUAACGCAAAACAGAUUUCAACAUAUUUACCGAUUACCGAACAUUGCAGUCGGGGGAAAUGAUCGUCAUAUCAUUUACGACACCAUAUACAUAUGCAUAGCUAUCUAUAUACCAUAUACAAUAAACGGACUCACUCACGCGACCCCUAGCAGAGGUACUUUAGUUCUUAGUUUCGCCCGGCCGGGCUCCUCCUUGGGACCUUGGCCGACUAAUUUAACGACACGCCGAACACACACACACACAAUUCCUGUACAUUUUUGUUUUAGUUGAAAAUAUAAUUAAACAAUUUAUUGAUAUUUACA